Messenger RNA from Portunus trituberculatus (swimming crab), 4583 nucleotides. Its product is annotated as hyaluronan mediated motility receptor-like. The transcript has 24 exons. Bases 94 to 3612 code for a protein of 1172 amino acids. Lineage: Eukaryota; Metazoa; Arthropoda; Malacostraca; Decapoda; Portunidae. Gene Ontology annotation, molecular function: hyaluronic acid binding. The record is from RefSeq and is a predicted model, not a curated record.
GAGUGUUUGGGAAGGCAGAGAGGGAAUUCCUGGUGUUUGGGGGCUAAAUUUGGGGCUUUUUUCCACAGGUACUGAACUAAAUACACCGUCGACAUGUUCUCCAAGGCCAAGAUAAAGAGAUUCAAUGAGGAAGUCGGAUGUGCGCCACCACCCACCGCCUACAACCCCAAGCUGGAGAAGAAGGUGGCCGCUGCUGUGUCCCUCGACAAGUCCGACAGAUGGAAGGGGCAUGGAGAGGACACACCAGGCCCAGGAGCUUACACCACCACCUCCACCUCUUCCUCCACCUCCUCCCCGAAGAAGAAGAUGGCCUCCUCCUCUUCUGCUGGCCGCCUGAACUCCUCCACCUGCUCCAAUCUGUCCUCUGGGUCCAGCAGUGGCUUCUUUGUCAGUCCGAUGCCUCCCGCCCGCUUUGCAUCAGUGGGGCGGGGCGGGGCAGGAGGGAAGGAUGUGGAGCUGCAGGGACGCAUUAGAGAGCUGACACAGGAGAGGGACCAACUUAAGACUGAUAUUGCAACACUCAAGCUUAGACUUCGUGAUCUUGAGAGGGCGCACAGGAGACAAGUGUCUGACGCUGGGACUGACACAGCUGAGGUGUUCCUGCCGUCGCUGACCAGUGAGGGAAGCCAGACUGAUGAGGCGUGUGUUGGGACGUCACAGGAUGCUGGUGAAGACACACCACCACCACCACCACCACCAUCGCCGUCCUCCACCACAGCAUUGCGUAAGGCACUGAGCACCACACAGGAGGAGCUGCAGGAGGCACAGCACACAAUCUCACGCCUUACUGGUGAACACAGCAACUUGCAGCACAGACUGGAGCAGCUGCAGGAACAGCCACAGCAAGGCCCCCUCGACCCAGCACUCCUGAAGGAACAGCUGGACCACUUGACACAGCUGCGGGACAACCUGGAGGCCACACUGCUGCAGAAGGAGGACCUCAUUGCUGAACUGAGGCUUCAGCUGGACGAGGUGGUGGCGGAGGGCAACCACACACAACAGCAGCUCCAGGUGACGCUGAGUGAGAGCCGCAGCCUGAGGGAGGAGGCGGAGGGGCGGGUGCAUGACUUGGUGGCGCGGUACGAGGCGUUGGCGCGACAGCACGGCCAGGAGAGGGAGCAGCACAAGGAGGAACUGGCCAAGAGGGACAUUGAGAUUGAACUGUUAAAUGGAAGCCUCAGUAACCUCAAUAGCAAGGUGUCAGAGUAUGAGGAGACAUUGACAGGGCUGCAGGAGGAGGUGAUGCAGCGCACUCACCGCAUCUCACAGCUCGAGGAGUCUGUGCAGGACCUCACCACACUCAGGAGGGACAGAGACUUGAAGGAGGAGGAACUCUCACUUAAAACUAAAGAGAUGGUACAGAUGGAGGAGACGCUGGAGGAGGUGGAGGGGGAGUGGAAGGGCCUUCUCUCCACGUUGGAGGAGGAGAGGGAGCACAUGAAGAAGCUGAGUGCGAAGGUUCACAAGAUGGAGAUGGAGCUCAAGGAAAAGGAGGUGCUGCAGCAGUUUCUGGAGAAGGAGAUUACUGCCAGGGAGGAGGAGAUCCGGCAGUCGUCGUUGAGGGUGCAGGAGGUGGAGGGUGAGCUGGAGACAGUGAGACGUGUGGCCCUCGACCUUCAGGAGGAGGCUGAGGUCAAACUGAAUGAGGUGCUUGCCCUCAAGGCCUCUGUCACUGCCAAGGACCAACACCUGGAGACUCAGAGUGACCUUAUCUCCACCCUGCAGCAGGAGGUGAGCCAGAAAGCUAACGAGACUAUCACGCUGCAGGAGAAGUUUGCAGCGCAGGUGGGCACAACUUCAAAGGUGGAGGAGGACCUGGAGGAGAAGACUAAGGAGAUCAAGAGACUGGAGGAGGAAGUCUGUAACCUGAAGAGGAGCCUGAUGGAGAAGGAGGAAAGAUCAAGCCAGGUGGAGGAAAGCAACCAUCAGCUGGAGGAAAGAGUGGUGGAGCUGAUGGGGGAGAUUAGCGACAGGGAGGCCCAGUUUGUGCUCAGGGUGAGCGGCAUGGAGGGUGAGAUGGACGAGCUCAGUGUGAAGUACUCCGAGGCAUUGCUGGAGCACGAGGCAACACGGCGGGUGCUGGGCCAGGCCUCGGAGGAGCUGUCCCGGGAGGCACUGGUGAGGGCGGCUGCGGAGAGGCAAGCGCAGGACCUCAGGCAGCGGCUGGAUGACACGCUGGCGGAGAAGGAGGCUGAUGAUGCACACAUGAAGGAUCUCGUGAGGAAGUACACUAAUCUGGAGGACGCUUUGGCAUGUGAGGAGGCGGAGAACAGAGACCUGGAGGAGCGGCUGGAGGAGGCAAGAGCAGCGACGGCAGCGGUGAGGUCUGAGCUGACGGCCACACAGACUGCCACCGAUGGAUUCAAGACUCAGAUCACACAGCUUAAGAUUGACAUGCGGAAGAAGUGUGAUGCUGUGGAGGAGAUGCAGCAGUGUAUUGAAACGCUGAGGGAGGAAAAACAGCAUCUUUCCUCCGUCCGAGACAACCUGGAGGAAAGUGUCUCCGCCCUCCACCUCCAGGCUGCCUCCAGCGAGAGGGAGGCGGAGGAGGAGCGUGUCACUUUCCGCUCCAGAAUUGCCGACUUGGAGAACCACUUGAAGGAGGCGGAGGAGGAGGUGGAGAAGGAGAAGGAGAAGGCUGUGAAGGUCAAGGAGGAGCUGGUACAGGUGGAGGAGCAGCUGAGGGAGGUGGAGCAGAGGGAGAGGGAGCAGGUGGAGCGUGUGAGCCAGCUGAGUGGAAGGGUGGAGGAGCUCGAGGCUGACUGUGGUGGAUACAAAGAUCAGCUGAGGAAUCUUGAGACAUCGCUACAAGACAAGACAGCUGAACUGGAGGUCCACCACCAGGAGACCACCUCAGUGUUGCAGACCACUGCCAACACACUGCGCCAGGAGGUACAACGCUCACCACCUCCCUCACCACCACCACCUCUCAACUCCAAUCCCUCAGAGCUACACUGGCAGAGAAAGAUGAGGAGGUGGACAGAUUGGUCUACACUGGCGGAGGUGAACAGAUUGGUAAAGGAGGCGGAGGAGAGGAAAGGAGACCAAGAGACGAUUGAAAGACUGGAGGGCGAACUGAUGGAGGUGAAGGAAGCACUGGCCAGGCUGGAGGCGGAGCAGGAGGACUCGGAGGCGCUGAGGAAGGACAUGGAGGAGUGGAAGAAGAAGUGCCUCCACCUUGAGAACAUGGUGGAGCCCUUCAGGGCCCAGCUGGAUGCAUAUGAAGUAGAGAAGAAUGGACUGUUGGAGCAGAGCAGUGCAGCAAAGGAUGAGGUGGACAAGCUGAGCCAAAGGUACGCCACACUGCUCGGCCACCAGAACCACAAGCAGAAGAUCCACCAUGUCAGGCAACUCAAAGCAGACAACAACCAGCUGAAAGAGGAGGUGCACAAGUUACGUCAGGAGGCAGAGAGGCAGCGCAAGACAGUGAGGCGUUUGGAGGACAAGCUGGUGAAGGCUGCCGGGUCCACUUCCUCUUCCUCAAAGCACGGGGACACUUCAAGACUCUAUGCUGGGGACAAGGAGAACACAGCCUCCUCCUCCUCCUUCUUUGAUCCUCCCAGCCUUUCCUCCACUCCUUUGAGGCCAAGUAAUAGACCACAGAGACUUUAAGGAGAGAAAGAGAGAUUUCCAGCCUCUUCUUCACUUCUCUUAAGGCCAAAUAACAGACCACAGGCUUUAAAGGGAGGUAAAAGAGGUAGUUUGGUGUGUUUCUGUCUCUGUGAGUUUAAGGAGAGGUAGUGGAGGUAGUUUGGUGUGUUUCUGUGACUUUGAGAGGUUAAAGAAGUAGUUUGGUGUGUUUCUGUGUCUGAGUUUGUCUAAGUUGUAGAGACCUUGAGAAGAGACACAUUUCCAGCCUCUUCCACUUUUCUGAGGCCAAGUAACAGACCACAGAGACUUUAGAGAGAGAUAAAGAGAUAGUUUGGUGUGUUUCUGUGACUUUGUGAGUUUUUUAGGUUGUGUAGACUGUAAGGGAGAGAUAAAGAGAUGAUUUCCAGUUUCUGUAUUUUUUUUUUAUGAGGAGAGAUAGAGAUAAUUUCCAGCUUCUGUGUCAUAUUAAGCAUUUUUUGUGUAAUAGAGUUUAAGGAGAUUGAGAGAUGUGGUGUGUUUCUGUGGCACUUUAUGCAUUUUUUAAGGUAGAGAUUUUAAGGAGAUGUAAAGAGAUAGUUUGGUGUGUUCUGUAUCAUUGUGAGCAUUUUAAGAAGAGAUAGAGAUAAUUUGAUGUCUUUUGGGGUUAGUUUCAUUUUUUUUAGGCUGCAGAGAGAGAGAGAGAGAGAGAGAGAGUCAGUCAUUUCAUGUGUCUGUGUUAGAAUAGUUUUCAAGAGAGAUUUUGAGUGGAGUGUGAGAGUCAGAGAAAUAGUCAUAUGAUGCAUUUUGUGUGGUUGUAGUGUGUAGAGAUGGUGGUGAGAGAGAGAGAGAGAGAGAGAGAGAGAGUCAUUUAUUCAGUUUUGUGUUGGUUUCAGUUUGAUUUGAUUAGGUAAAAGAGAGAGAGAGAGAGAGAGAGAGAGAGUCAUUUCAUCAGUGUUUUGUGUUGGUUUAUUUUAUUUUAAGAUGAUAACUUAAUUUUUUGUUAUUUAUUUCUU